AUGCCUCAAGGACGUGCUCAACCGGGACAGUAUUGCUAUGCAGUAGGCCUUGGACAAGUGAUGGAAGACGUAGACACCGAUGUUCCUCGUUAUGCAGAAGUACAAGUAGUGAGCAACUCGCGAUGCAAGCAUUCUCCUGAGUAUGUCGAAGAUAUUAUGUUAUGCGUCGAAGCGAAAAGCGGCCAUAGUUAUCCGUAUAAAGGCGACUCUGGAAGUCCACUCGUUUGCCCUGAAAUUCGAGACGGAAUCACCGUGAAGGUACUAUACGGCUUGUUGAGUAGAAUUACUAGAGACGGAACUGACAUGUUCUUCUAUAUGGAUAUCCAUGCCUUCCAGAAAUGGAUUAAAUGCAGCGUGUAG
Molecule: messenger RNA, 360 nt
Organism: Soboliphyme baturini
Lineage: Eukaryota; Metazoa; Nematoda; Enoplea; Dioctophymatida; Soboliphymatidae
Source: the annotation of a GenBank genome assembly